Talaromyces atroroseus is the source of this 1545-nucleotide messenger RNA. RefSeq lists its product as hypothetical. NCBI's taxonomy places the organism in Eukaryota, Fungi, Ascomycota, Eurotiomycetes, Eurotiales, Trichocomaceae. The transcript is spliced from 2 exons. Bases 1 to 1545 code for a protein of 514 amino acids. Gene Ontology annotation, molecular function: N,N-dimethylaniline monooxygenase activity; NADP binding; flavin adenine dinucleotide binding. The record is from RefSeq and is a predicted model, not a curated record.
AUGGCUGACACACUUCACCAUGCAAAGUCAGUCGUCGGCUUUGCUAUUACACAGCCCUUGAGUUUUGUCUACAUUCUCAUCCAAAACGUGCUGAAUUGGAUUUUCGCACCAGUGCCCCCUCCUCCAACCGACAAGCUGCGUAGACCUAGAAUUGCUGUUAUUGGGGCUGGUCUGACAGGAGUGUCCUCGGCAGCGCACUGUGUUGGCCAUGGAUUUGAUGUCAAGAUCUUCGAAACACGGUCAAGGGAGAAAGGUCUGGGCGGGAUAUGGAGCCGGGUGAACUCAACCUCGGCCCUGCAAAUCCACUCAAUUAUGUUUCGUUUCCAUCCGUCUGUAAAGUGGGAUACAGCCUAUCCGCAGCAGCAGGAUAUCAAAAAACAAAUUGCUUCCGUGUGGAAGACAUACGGCCUCGAUAAAAAGACAGUUUUUGAAACCCCCGUUACCUCUAUAAAAAAGAACGCGUCAUCCGGGCGAUGGGUGAUCAACGAUAACGAACAGGAACAUGGCAGUUUUGAUGGCAUCAUCGCAGCAGUAGGCUCGUGCGGAGACCCCCAAAUGCCGCGCCUGCCCGACCACGAUAAAUUCAAUGGCCCAACAUAUCAUUCAUCCGAAUUGGACGGAAAGGAUGUCGAGGGGAAGAAAAUACUCAUCAUCGGCGGUGGAGCGAGCGCGGUCGAGGCACUAGAAUUUGCAGUUCAGAACCAUGCUGCAGAGAUUGACGUGCUCUCACGCUCCGAUAAAUGGAUCAUCCCACGAAAUGUUUUUGUCGAUGUGCUCCUUUCCUUGAAUGUAUUUGGGGGAGAAACGUCGUUCUCCUGGAUCCCUGAAUGGCUACUGCGCAAGUUCUUUUAUCGAGACCUGGAGGAUAUCUCCCCCGCCAAGAAGGGCCUCUACACCGAUACACCCAUGGUCAACUCGGAACUCUUCGAUCAGAUCCGGGCUGGAAAAGCACGCUGGCUAAGGGGGGAUAUCGUCAACGUUCAGAAUGAAGGCAUCAUGUUCAACCACCGCGCACAGGGCGUGCCCAAGGGUGGUCCUGGUCACGAAUCACUUGUGCGUGGAGAUGUCAUUAUCAUGGCCACGGGAUAUAAGAGGCCAUCUCUUGCAUUUCUUCCAGACAAUGUCUUCGAGAAGGGCUACGAGCCGCCGAACUGGUAUUUACAGGUGUUCCCGCCACAGGACCCAACUAUUUGCGCUACGAACAGCACUUAUGUGAAUGCCAUUGGAACUGUUGGCAAUUAUCACAUUGGCAUUUACACGCGCUUCCUCCUCAUGUUUCUCGUCGAUCCGCUAUCACGGCCUCGUGAGUCGCUCAUGAAACUUUGGAUUGGCUUCACGAGGACACUCAAAAAGUUCGCACCUACCAAGGCGUUUGACUUUUUCACAUAUGCCGAGCUUAUAUACUGGUACUGCUUUGUGAGUAUUAUUAAUCCUUUCCGCUGGAAAUGGGUGCCCUUUAUUUUCUUUGGGCUAUUUCGCGGAUUGCCAUUGGCCAUUGUCGAAGAGGAAGACCAUAUACGAGGAUUGAACGGAAAGGCCAAGUGA